AAUUUUUCUAGGGUUUAGAUGCAAGUGAACACAUAUGAUGAAUAUGUGGCAGAACUCUUAUCAGUGAAGAAAAACUAUGUCGAGCAUGAGGAAAGGAGAAGAUAACAUCAUCUCAUAACCUAGUCAUGAUAAUAUAAGUAUUUGCCUUGUUCAGUCCUUGGCAAAGAGAGCUGAUCCCUGUCACUUUGACACAGAGAACUGGUCUUUACCAUCAGCAUGAAGACAACAGGUGUCUUUCUCCUCAUGGGCUUCCUAGCUCUUUGGUCAGAGAUGACAAAUGCACUUAGUCAUAGAAAAGAAGACCCACCUGGACAAAAAAUUAAAGAGAAACCUGGAUCCUGCCCAGUUUUUGAAGUUCAAUGUAGAAUGCUCAAUCCCCCUGAUAAAUGUGAUCAUGAUUCUCAAUGUGAUGGACCGAAAAAAUGCUGCAAAGGGAUAUGUGGGAAAGACUGCUACUCUCCAAAGUUUGAGAAACCUGGAUCCUGCCCAGUUUUUGAAGUUCAAUGUAGAAUGCUCAAUCCCCCUGAUAAAUGUGAUCAUGAUUCUCAAUGUGAUGGACCGAAAAAAUGCUGCGAAGGGAUAUGUGGGAAAGACUGCUACUCUCCAAAGUUUGUUUAAAUUCUUCCUUCACCGAUGAACACUCAGCAACAACAACAUUACCUUGACACUAAAAUAUUUCACCCAUGGAUGGUUGGAAGCCACUUGGAAGGUAUUAAUCAACUUCAGGAGAAGAAUCCAUCAGAAUAAUGCAUUUACUAGCUCUCCAGAAGUAAUGCAUCAAUCCAUCUAGCCACAAAAUAGUACUCUGUGAUUGUCAAACUGUUCUCUAAGUAUUUGACCUUGAUUGGUAUAGGAAAAAAUAUAUAAACUCUUGAUUACACUCUCCAGCUUCUAUACGAGCAAGCAUUCCAUAUCUAGCUAAUUCAUCAAUACCUUUGCACCAUACAGAUAAGCAAAAGUCAUAAUGUAGUAUUUUGUUGGAACCAAAUCAAAGCUAUUUUCUCCAUUUUGUGUUUGUAAUGUCAGCAAUAACACAUUCUCCCUUUUCCUUCAUCUUUAGCUUCCUUUUAAAAAUAAUUGACAUUUGAUUUUGGAUUGUGUAGGUCAUAAAUGAAGACACUCAUUAUAUAUGUGUCAAAUAGUGCACACGUUAGACCCAUAUAGUGCAAAAAUCAUUCUGUACAUUCCAAACAGAACUCAUUCUAUAAAUUAAACCUUCAAAGAAUUAAAAUGAUAUACAGGUUAGGAUGCAUUCCUGUUUUCAUUACCUACCCGACAGUAUGUUUCACUAAUUUCUUUCGUGGGACUUAUUCCACUAUUGAGGACUACACGCUACACAUUUUUGUGUCUUGGGAGAGGGUAAAUGUCUUUUUGUGAAAGGAAAUGCUGUUUUUGCUUGAAAGUUUAAAUGUUAUUAUGGUUUUAACUGUCUACCUGUAUACAGUUGGGGUUUCAUGAUUUUUUAAAUCAAUAAACAGUUUGAUCCAUCA
This is a messenger RNA of Anolis carolinensis (green anole), 1490 nucleotides long. Its product is annotated as antileukoproteinase. The coding region runs from base 217 to 618 and encodes 133 amino acids. The record is from RefSeq and is a predicted model, not a curated record. Gene Ontology annotation, cellular component: extracellular region. NCBI's taxonomy places the organism in Eukaryota, Metazoa, Chordata, Lepidosauria, Squamata, Anolidae. Gene Ontology annotation, molecular function: serine-type endopeptidase inhibitor activity. The transcript is spliced from 4 exons.